This is a messenger RNA of Monopterus albus (swamp eel), 3006 nucleotides long. It is a transcript of the gene doc2a, whose product is annotated as double C2-like domains, alpha. Lineage: Eukaryota; Metazoa; Chordata; Actinopteri; Synbranchiformes; Synbranchidae. The transcript is spliced from 11 exons. Gene Ontology annotation, cellular component: extrinsic component of synaptic vesicle membrane; synapse. Gene Ontology annotation, biological process: regulation of calcium ion-dependent exocytosis; spontaneous neurotransmitter secretion; exocytosis. Bases 120 to 1433 code for a protein of 437 amino acids. The record is from RefSeq and is a predicted model, not a curated record.
CUCUCUCGACCACUCGGCUGCUCACUGCCUCUCUCACCACCUGUUAGUGCAGACCCCUCAUGCGCUGACAUCCACUUGUUUGUGUAGGAAUCUCCUCCACUCACACAAUUAAGGACUCUAUGACGGUGCAGAGAGGAAAGAAGCUCAGCAUCUCCAUCCAGGAACACAUGGCUAUUGACGUUUGUCCCGGCCCCAUCAGACCCAUCCAACAGAUCUCCGCCUACUUUCCCCGCCUGUCCCCCACCUCCCCCACUCCCAUCUCCCCAAACCCCACCAUGUCACCGAUUCCUGCUUCCUCCCCUCUGUCACUCAGCCCCAGCUCUGUGGCCUCUGGGAUGCGCGGGGCUCACCUCCUGUCUCCUCUGCUGGCCCACGGCAGGCCGGGUGGGGGCGGGUCAUUGUCUCUGACCAGUAGCGUUGAUACAUCGGUGGAGAUCAACAGCUCUGACAGUGACGACUGCACUGCUCUGGGAACACUGGAGUUUGAACUGAGAUACGAGCAGAGCUCCAGCGAGCUGCACUGCACAGUGCUCCGGGCUAAGGGUCUGAAGCCCAUGGACUUCAAUGGUUUAGCUGACCCAUACGUCAAACUCCACCUGCUGCCUGGAGCCUCUAAGGCCAAUAAGCUGAAAACAAAGACGAUUCGUAACUCUCUGAAUCCAGUGUGGAAUGAAACGCUCACUUAUGUCGGGAUCACAGAGGAAGACAUGCACAGGAAGACUCUCAGGUUGUCUGUGUGUGACGAGGACAAGUUGACUCAUAAUGAAUUAAUCGGGGAGUCCCGGGUGCCUCUGAAACGUGUAAAACCCAAUCAGAGGAAACAUUUCCACACCUGUUUGGAGCAUCCGCCCCCGCUCCCCUCUCCUACUGCCAUGGGUGAAGCCCUUCGAGGAAUAUCCUGUUACUUAAGAGAGUGGGAAAACCAGCAGCUUCACAGCCUGGAGGAGAGAGGUCGUCUUCUUCUCUCCCUGCAGUUUCUGCCUCCGGUCAGUUCGGAAGAUAAAGACAUAGAGGGAGGUGAUGGCCGUCGCAGCGGGGGUCUUUGUGUAGGAGUAAAACGCUGCGCUCACCUGGCAGCCAUGGACGUCAAUGGAUUCUCCGACCCUUACGUUAAAAUAUACCUGAAGCCUGACAUAGAGAAGAAAUCCAAGCACAAAACAGCAGUGAUGAAAAAAACCCUCAACCCAGAGUUCAAUGAGGAGUUUUUCUAUGAGAUCUCCUUAUUGGAGCUGGCCAACAAGGUGCUGGAGGUGACGGUGUGGGACUAUGACCUUGGACGUUCCAAUGACUUCAUAGGUGGUAUCUGUCUGAGCAGUCACUCCCAGGGUGAUGCCCUCCGUCACUGGAUGGAGUGCCUGAAGAACAAGGGCCAGAAGGUGGAGCGGUGGCACAUCCUGACCAAUGAGCUGCCGCGAACCCUCUGUCACGACUAACCCCUGUGCAACAUCCUCCACACAUGUGCACGGUCGCUGUCAGGGAUGACAUGCUUCACAGAAGGUUUUUGGUUUCUUUAUGGGACGGACCCGAGCAACUUCACCACAGGAAUCGACAUCAUUGAUGGGAAAGGUGUAUUAUAAUAAGAGCCGCCAUGAAAGCUGGAGAGCGGAGUGAAGCUGAAGCAGUGUAGUGGUGUGCCUUCAUUACUGAGCAGUGAGCCACACUGAAUAAGCAGCUUGCUGCCUCCAUCAACACUGUCACUCAGCACCAGACUACAUACAUACGUAACAAGUUUAGACUGAUACACUUGUCUUAGGAAGGGUGGGACUCGCAGUCAUGAAGCAACCGUAGGCUUGUGCAUGCAUUCAUUCUACAACAACUGACAGAUUUCUUGUUAGUCACAUGUCCUGUGCUCUAUUUCAAAGAAAGAAAUUCAUAAUUUAUAUCUCUGGUGUCACAGCCGUGCCCCUUGGUCUGUGCAUAUUCCAGUCAGAAUUGCAAUUUCUCUCCACAGGCUGAAAAUUUGUAGCCUACCCUCAGUUUGUUCUUCUCAUGUAGUAUCAUUAAAUUUGAGUCACAGAGGUGAAGAAGUCUCUGACAAACACAGAAGGUGGUUUAGUAACACGUACUGACAGUAUUUCCAGAAUGUCUUCUGACCAUCUGGAUGAAAAAAAUGAACAAUAGAAUCAAUAGAAAUGAAUGUGAACCAAGAUGAAAACACUUUAUUAUCUCUCAUAUUUGUUCAUAUUGAUGUUACUUUUUAUUUUUUAUAUUUCCAUACAAAAGAGUAUGUUAGUAUUUCUCAUUUGCUAUAUAUGAAAAGAGCAAGUAAAUAUUUUAAAUCUGGCUACCGGGAUGGGAGAUGGCCACAACAGACUAAACAGUGCUGCAUCGUGUUAAAACUGUCUGGGUUUGUCAAAGGGUUUAAUAUUUAUCCAUCAAGAUGUCCAGUGCAUAGUUCUGUGACUUGAACAUGAUGAAAAAAAAAUAAAGAAAGACAAAUUAAGGCUCUAUACAGAUGGGUGGCAAGGGAAAGAAAUCAUUUUAGUGAAGUGUCUCCAGAGCUGCUCCAGUGGUCCUCUGCUGUGUUUCAUACUGAUUAGGCCAUUCAGUGACCUAGAUUUGUAACCAUUAGCCAGUUCAGUGAUAAAAAAUUAACCAGCAAUUCUCCUGGAGCAAAAAUCACCUAUAUUUUCUGGUUCUACCCUUUGCUUUUCUUUAUCAUACAGCAAUCAGCCAUAACAUUAUGGCCACUGAAGUGAAUAACACCCUCAUUACAAUGGUGUCUGUCAGUGUGUGGGGAAGAUUAGGCAACAACUGAACAUGCAGUCCUCAAAGCUGAUGUGUUAGAAACAGGAAAAAUGUGUCAAAGGGCCAAACUGCGAUGGCUGAUGACUGGGACAGGGCAUCUCCCAAACUGUAAGUCUUGUUGGGUGUUCUUAGUCUGCAGUGGUUAGUACCUACCAAAUAUGAUUUAAAGAAAGGACAAACAAUGAAUCAUUGACAGGGUCAUGGACACCAAAGGCUCACUGACGAUGAGGUUGACCUACUGUAGAUUAAAAUUUUAAA